CGAAACCACACCAACAGAACGCUCAUUCCGCAAUUCGCCUUCAAGCGCACAAAUCACUUGUAUAGAUACCACAACACAACCAUGGUUGCCUUCCGCCACCCAGUCGUAGCUGUCUCGCAUGGACCCGGUCCUCUGUGGCUGCUGUCUUCAGGCUUCGCCGGUAUGAGCAAGAGCAGCGUACCCGCCCGCACAUUGACCACCACCUUCGACAAGCUCUACCCGAAGGGCACGAAUCUCCCCAAGCGUAUCCUGUAUGUGUCCGCUCACUGGGAGUCCGAGAGCAGUGGCUUCGAGAUCUCCGCCGCCUCCAAGCCCGACAUGAUUUUCGACUACUACGGCUUCCCCGACGAGGCCUACGAAGUCAAGUAUCCAGCCAAGGGCGACCCGGACUUCGCUCAAAAAGUAAAGGAGCAGCUCGAGAAGAACAACAUCAAGGCCAAGCUCGUGGACCGCGGCUUUGACCACGGCGUGUUCGUGCCGAUGCUUCUUAUCCGCCCGCAGGCAGACAUCCCGAUCGUCACGAUGUCCAUCAACUCACGUUUGGGCAACAAGGCACAUUUCGAGUUGGGGAAGGCUAUUGCGCCCUUCCGUGAUGAGGAUACUUUGAUCUUGUGCUCUGGUCAAGCCACACACAACAUGCGUGCCAGCCGCGACCCCAACAACCCGCUUGAGGACUGGGCUGCUGCGUUCCAGGGCUGGCUCGACAACACCUUCACAGCGGAGUCCAAGAUGAGCUACAGCCAGCGUGGCGAUCAAAUUAUCAACUGGCCUAACGCCCCUGCUGCAAGACUCGCGCACCCGACGCCCGACCACUUCGUCCCGUUUGUCGUCGGUGCUGGCGCUGGCAUGGAGGAGAGCAAACCAGAGGCGGAGAAGCUGUUCAGCGGAUGGGGAAUGGGUCACAUGUCGUUUGCCACCUACGCUUGGGGUGUCGAGCACUAAAGUAGCUACGACUCAUGUAAUCUUAGCUAGAUAUACGAAUAGCAAAUCAAAACAAAAUGAACAUUGUCUGGCCUAGUGCUUCAGCAAUGAAAAUACGCAGUAGAUGCUUUGAUGCCACGCGAAUACGACUGAAACGUUGUUGUAAUCUAUUGCAAUGAUCAUCACAUCGCAGCUUGCUUUCGUGUGGUUUUGCAUUUCGAGUGACGCUGUAUUCUUUGCCAAACAAAAAAAAAAACACGAUAACUAGCU
This is a messenger RNA of Phytophthora nicotianae INRA-310, 1191 nucleotides long. RefSeq lists its product as hypothetical. The record is from RefSeq and is a predicted model, not a curated record. Bases 82 to 942 code for a protein of 286 amino acids. NCBI's taxonomy places the organism in Eukaryota, Oomycota, Peronosporomycetes, Peronosporales, Peronosporaceae. Gene Ontology annotation, molecular function: zinc ion binding; ferrous iron binding; oxidoreductase activity, acting on single donors with incorporation of molecular oxygen. The transcript has a single exon.